Molecule: messenger RNA, 898 nt
Organism: Scheffersomyces stipitis CBS 6054
Lineage: Eukaryota; Fungi; Ascomycota; Pichiomycetes; Serinales; Debaryomycetaceae
Exons: 1
Coding region: 49-798 (249 amino acids)
Source: RefSeq, a predicted model, not a curated record
AAAUCCCUAGCUCAUCUUGCGACAUCUUACCUCAUUUCAAUUAUCGCCAUGUAUGCAAAUUCUAGCCAUAUCUCCAACAGGAUCUUCCGGAGCCAACGGUUCAUGAUUCUCCUCAUUCUUCUGAGUUUCAUUGCGCUUUUGAUAAUAACAUCUAUAUCGGGCCAUGGAGCAGCUUUGCAAGAACAAGUGUCUUCAGCCAGUGAUAAGUUGGCUGCAUUCUAUUCCGGAACUGAUAGAUUACCCAGUGGAAAGUCAGACGUUGAGAUGGAAAAGGAAGCCGAAAAAGAGGAAGAAGAGUUGAAACAGAGUGCUGCUGCUGCUGCCGCCGCCGCUGAAAAGGAAAAUGGAAAGUCGAAGAAACCGGAAUCAACAAAAGCAGACGACGACGACGAAGACGAAGAUGAAGAUGAAGACGCUAAGGAUUCAAACGAAGAGUCUCCAGCUAGUGCCGAAAAAAGCCCUGAAGAAGACACUGAAAAAGAUACUGAGAAAGACACUCAAAAAGACACUGAAACAGAUUCUGAAAAAGGCACUGAAAAGACUUCUGAAGAAGUUUCUGAAAACGACUCUUCUGUUGUAGAAGCAACUAUCAACACUGUGCCACAGAUUUCUAACUCUGGUCCGGUAGACCUUCUUGAAGAAGGCGAGGAUUCUGGAGAAGAUACUGAGGUUAAACUUCAGCAAGAUGACGAUAUUGCAGCUACGCCUCCAAAACAGUUUUCGCCUGACGAAGAAACAGAGCCUGUGGUCGGGGCCGAAGAGAAUGCUCCAGAGUCCUUGGACACUACUAUUUCUUAGAUGUUUGAUUGUUAUGUAUAAUCUGUAUAAUCCUGUAACUCUCUAAGAGUUUGUUAUUCCCUACGAAAGACGGUUAAGUUAAUAUAAGCUUUUUAUUCUG